Molecule: messenger RNA, 453 nt
Organism: Capra hircus (goat)
Lineage: Eukaryota; Metazoa; Chordata; Mammalia; Artiodactyla; Bovidae
Product: L-amino-acid oxidase-like
Exons: 2
Molecular function (GO): oxidoreductase activity
Source: RefSeq, a predicted model, not a curated record
ACUGCUGAUUACAUGAUUGUGGCCACCACAGCCACGGCUGCCCAGCUCCUCCGUUUCCAGCCACCUCUAUCCCAUGGCAAGGAGAAUGCACUGCAAUCCUUCCACUACAGCAGUGUCACCAAAGAGUUCCUGGCCUGCAUGCAGAGUUUCUGGGAGCAUGAAGGCAUCUCUGGGGAUGAGUCCAGCACUGAUUGGCCUUCCUGCUUUAUCCACUACCCCAGUCAUACCUUCCCCAGUGGCACAGGAGUCAUCCUCGCCUCCUUUACCAUGGACGACAACUCCUCUUUCUUUGCCCAGGCAGCCGAUGUUGUCUUGGAUGGCCUGGCCACAGUCCAUGACCUCUCCAAGGAGGAGCUGCGGGCCCUGUGCCCCUAUUCCAUGAUCAAGCACUGGAGCCAGGACUCCUACUCCAUGGGUGGUUUUGCCCUCCCUACCACAGCCCUGGGCGGGUGA